AAACAGUUUUACUAAGCAGAGAAAAAGAAGUUGCAUCUCCUUCUUCCACCUCCCGAUUUUUCUCUCCAAAUUUUCUGAUCCCCCCUCAAAUUUUCUCACUCACCACCAUUGUUAAUUUGUUGCUUUAAAACCCUUCCAAAGUGUUAUAUAUGUAUUCUGUCUCCUUUUAAGUGUUUCCUCUUAUAUUCAUUCCUUCGUUGAGUUCAUCGUUUCCUGAGUCUACGUUUGACAAUCACGGAAAUUCAUAAAGAAGGUUUGAAUGUUUGUGUCUAUGUCCAAGAUCGAUCUCAUCGGGGAAACCAAAUUCUUGUGAAUCUCGAGUCUCACACACCAUUAAAAGUGGUUACUGAUUUAUUUAAAAAGGAAAAAAUGUCCCACAAGGUUAAACCAUCUGUUCAGUCACUUAAAUCGAUGCCGGCGGACUAUAGAUUCCUUGGUUCACCACCACUCUCUGAUCCCCUUGAAAACUCCUCCUCUGGAUCAAGUGUUUCUGUGACCAUUCCACGAAAUGGUCACUUGAAGAAUGGGUUCAAGGGAACUAGAGAUUCUGUUGGGGGAGUGGAUAAUGGUAAUGAAGAUUCACCAUAUAGCGUUUCAAAUGGAGAUCCUGUUGUGCCCUUGCCUCAGAGUACUGAUCGCAGGUGGAGCGACACAAGCGUAUAUGCUCGGAAGAAGGUACUGCAAUUUUGGGUCCAACUUCCAUGUGGUAACUGGGAGCUGGGGAAGGUGUUGUCAACUUCAGGAGAAGAGUCUGUUGUUAAACUACCUGAGGGAAAUGUGUUAAAAGUCAUAUCAGAGACUCUAGUACCUGCAAAUCCUGAUAUACUUGAUGGAGUAGACGAUCUCAUGCAACUAAGUUACUUAAAUGAACCAGCAGUGUUGUACAACCUUGAGUAUAGGUACAACCAAGACAUGAUCUAUACAAAAGCAGGGCCAGUUCUAGUGGCUGUGAAUCCCUUCAAAGAGGUUCCUUUGUAUGGAAACAGCAACAUUGAAGCAUACAGGAAAAGAUCAAAUGAGAGCCCUCAUGUCUACGCUAUUGCAGAUACAGCAAUCCGUGAAAUGAUACGAGAUGAAGUUAACCAAUCCAUCAUUAUAAGUGGAGAGAGUGGAGCAGGGAAAACUGAGACAGCAAAGAUAGCAAUGCAAUACUUGGCUGCUCUUGGAGGUGGAAGUGGGAUCGAGUAUGAGAUAUUAAAGACUAAUCCCAUCUUGGAAGCAUUUGGAAAUGCAAAAACAUUGAGAAACGAUAAUUCUAGUCGUUUUGGGAAGCUGAUAGAGAUUCAUUUUAGUGAAACAGGAAAAAUAUCCGGUGCUAAAGUCCAAACAUUUUUACUAGAAAAGUCUAGAGUGGUUCAAUGUGCGGAAGGAGAAAGGUCAUAUCAUAUAUUUUAUCAGCUUUGUGCUGGGGCUUCACCGACUCUUAGAGAGAAGCUAAAUUUGACAAGCGCAGAAGAGUAUAAAUAUUUGCAACAAAGCAAUUGUUAUUCAAUUAACGGAGUUGAUGACGCUGAGCGUUUUCAAGCUGUCACGGAAGCUCUAGACAUUGUGCACGUUAGUAAAGAAGAUCAAGAAAGCGUGUUUGCAAUGCUUGCAGCAGUACUAUGGCUGGGGAAUGUUUCUUUCACCGUUAUUGACAAUGAAAACCACGUUGAACCUGAGGAAGAUGAAAGUUUGUCAACUGUUGCUAAAUUGAUUGGAUGCAACAUCAAUGAGCUAAAGCUAGCUCUAUCGAAUCGUAAUAUGAAAGUUAGAAAUGACACAAUUAUACAGAAGCUAACACUAUCGCAGGCAAUUGACGCAAGAGAUGCUUUAGCAAAGUCAAUAUAUGCCUGCCUAUUUGACUGGCUGGUUGAACAGAUAAACAAAUCUCUUGCGGUGGGAAAAAGGAGGACUGGCAGAUCCAUCAGCAUUCUGGAUAUCUAUGGCUUUGAAUCAUUUGAUAAGAACAGUUUUGAACAGUUCUGUAUAAAUUAUGCAAAUGAGAGAUUGCAGCAACACUUUAAUCGUCAUCUAUUCAAGCUGGAGCAGGAGGAAUAUAUACAGGAUGGUAUUGACUGGACAAGGGUUGAUUUUGAGGACAACCAAAAUUGUCUCAGUCUCUUUGAAAAGAAACCAUUAGGUCUGCUCUCGCUUCUGGAUGAGGAAUCCACAUUUCCGAAUGGCACAGAUCUGACACUUGCCAACAAGCUUAAGGAACACUUAAGUGCUAAUUCCUGUUUUAGAGGAGACCGAGGGAAGACUUUUACGGUUUCUCAUUAUGCUGGAGAGGUUACAUAUGAGACAACUGGAUUUCUAGAGAAGAACCGGGAUUUGCUGCAUUCAGAUUCUAUUAAGCUUUUGUCAUCUUGCUCUUGUCACCUUCCACAAGCCUUUGCUUCUAGUAUGCUCAUUCAUUCUGAAAAACCUGUUGUUGGUCCUUUAUACAAAGCAGGUGGAGCUGACUCUCAGCGACUAAGUGUAGCAACUAAAUUUAAGGAUCAACUUUUCCAAUUGAUGCAACGACUAGGCAACACAACACCGCAUUUCAUUCGCUGCAUAAAGCCAAACAAUGUUCAGUCUCCCGGGUUGUAUGAGCAAGGUCUUGUCUUACAGCAGCUAAGAUGUUGUGGCGUCCUAGAGGUGGUUAGAAUCUCCCGGUCUGGAUUUCCUACCAGGAUGUCUCAUCAGAAAUUUUCCCGAAGGUAUGGUUUCCUUCUGCUGGAGAGCAUUGCAGCAAAAGAUCCUCUUAGUGUUUCGGUUGCAAUUCUUCAUCAGUUCAACAUCUUGCCAGAGAUGUAUCAAGUCGGCUACACAAAACUGUUUUUCAGAACUGGCCAGAUUGGGGUUCUUGAAGAUACAAGGAAUCGCACUCUUCAUGGGAUCUUACGUCUCCAAAGCUGUUUUAGAGGGCACCAAGCACGGAGUCGUCUAAGAGAGCAUAAAAGAAGAGUUACCGUUCUUCAAUCAUUUGUUCGUGGAGAAAAGGUAAGAAAGGAAUACACAGAGUUACUUCGGAGGCAUAGAGCUUCUGCUGCUAUACAAAGCCAUGUUAAGAGAAGGAUUGCUAAGAGACAGUAUAAAGCCACUGUUGAUGCAUCGGUUGUAAUACAGUCAGCAAUUCGUGGCGAGCUGGUUAGAAGAUGUGCUGGGGAUAUUGCUCUCCGUGAGAAAGAAGAGGAGAACGACAUUCUCCGACAAAGACUGCAGCAGUACGACAACAGGUGGUCUGAAUACGAAACAAAGAUGAAAUCAAUGGAAGAGAUUUGGCAAAAGCAGAUGAGAUCAUUGCAGUCAAGUCUUUCCAUUGCAAAGAAAAGCCUAGAGGUUGAGGACUCGGCUAGAAACUCUGAUGCGUCGGUGAACGCAAGCGACGCAACGGAGUUAUCAGGAAGUGGCGGUGAUUUCAGGACACAUGGGAGGACAAGAAGUGUUGGUGUGGGUUUAAGCGUGAUAAGCCGGUUAGCAGAAGAGUUCGGACAGAGAGCUCAGGUGUUUGGUGAUGACACAAAGUUCUUGAUGGAAGUGAAGUCUGGUCAGGUGGAGGCGAGCUUGGAUCCGGAGAGGGAGCUAAGAAGGUUGAAACAGAUGUUUGACACGUGGAAGAAGGAUUAUGGAGGGAGAUUAAGGGAAACGAAACUGAUACUUGGCAAACUUGGGAGUGGGGAAAGUGGUGGUUCAGCGGAGAGAGUGAAGAUGAAGUGGUGGGGGAGGUUGAAAAGUACCAGGUUUUAAUGGUCUCUUUAUUUCCUUGAGACACACGUCUCUAUUUUUAUUUUACACGUUUGAUGUUAUUCUUCGGUUUUCGUUUUGUUGCUGAGAAGUGAG
Molecule: messenger RNA, 3807 nt
Organism: Brassica oleracea var. oleracea
Lineage: Eukaryota; Viridiplantae; Streptophyta; Magnoliopsida; Brassicales; Brassicaceae
Product: myosin-3
Exons: 23
Coding region: 370-3714 (1114 amino acids)
Biological process (GO): actin filament organization; vesicle transport along actin filament
Cellular component (GO): vesicle; myosin complex; cytoplasm
Molecular function (GO): actin filament binding; microfilament motor activity; ATP binding
Source: RefSeq, a predicted model, not a curated record